Propithecus coquereli (Coquerel's sifaka) is the source of this 1071-nucleotide messenger RNA. It is a transcript of the gene DRGX, whose product is annotated as dorsal root ganglia homeobox. Lineage: Eukaryota; Metazoa; Chordata; Mammalia; Primates; Indriidae. The record is from RefSeq and is a predicted model, not a curated record. The transcript is spliced from 7 exons. The coding region runs from base 280 to 1071 and encodes 263 amino acids. Gene Ontology annotation, molecular function: RNA polymerase II transcription regulatory region sequence-specific DNA binding; DNA-binding transcription factor activity, RNA polymerase II-specific. Gene Ontology annotation, biological process: regulation of transcription by RNA polymerase II.
AUUAUGCGUGAGAUUAUAAAGGCGAGUGCUGAGCGGCGGCGCGCGCUGUAGACAGACAGCAAGACAUCUGGCCACUUCCCGAGUCACUUCUAUAGUCCUGCGGGCGCCAGCCGGGCCGAGCCCCGCCCGCCGCCAGCCCAGCCCCGCGUGCGGACCGGAGGCGGUCGCGCUCGGCCUCCUCGCCCGCCACCCGCCGAGCCAGGCCGGAGCCACACGCGCUUGUCGGUCCCGCGGCUACCCUCUCAAGUCGCAGGCGUCCAGCCCACCCUGCCGUCCGCGAUGUUUUAUUUCCACUGCCCGCCACAGCUAGAGGGCACUGCACCCUUCGGCAACCACUCUUCAGGGGAUUUCGAUGAUGGGUUUCUGCGUAGAAAACAGCGCCGGAACCGGACGACGUUCACUCUUCAGCAGCUGGAAGCUCUUGAGGCCGUUUUUGCCCAAACGCACUACCCAGAUGUCUUCACCAGAGAAGAGCUGGCCAUGAAAAUAAACCUCACAGAAGCCAGAGUGCAGGUUUGGUUCCAGAACCGAAGGGCUAAAUGGAGGAAAACGGAGAGAGGGGCCUCUGAGCAGGAGCCGGGAGCCAAGGAGCCCAUAGCAGAGGUGACGCCACCUCCCGUGAGAAAUAUCAACUCCCCGCCCCCCGGGGACCAGGCCCGGAGCAAGAAGGAGGCGCUGGAGGCCCAGCAGAGCCUUGGGCGAACCGUGGGGCCCACGGGACCUUUCUUCCCCUCCUGCUUGCCGGGGACCCUCCUGAACACGGCCACAUAUGCCCAGGCCUUGUCCCACGUGGCCUCCCUGAAAGGGGGCCCGCUGUGCUCUUGCUGUGUCCCAGACCCCAUGGGGCUCUCCUUCCUGCCCACCUACGGCUGCCAGAGUAACCGCACAGCCAGUGUGGCUGCCCUACGCAUGAAGGCCCGCGAGCACUCGGAAGCCGUCCUGCAGUCGGCCAACCUCCUGCCGUCCGCCAGCAGCAGCCCCGGCCCCGCCACCAAGCCGGCGCCCCCGGAGGGCAGCCAGGACAAGACCUCUCCCAGCAAGGAACAGAGCGAGGGAGAGAAGAGUGUAUGA